Messenger RNA from Eufriesea mexicana, 668 nucleotides. It is a transcript of the gene Mp20, whose product is annotated as muscle-specific protein 20 transgelin. Gene Ontology annotation, cellular component: actin cytoskeleton. Gene Ontology annotation, molecular function: actin filament binding. The transcript has 4 exons. The record is from RefSeq and is a predicted model, not a curated record. Bases 65 to 619 code for a protein of 184 amino acids. NCBI's taxonomy places the organism in Eukaryota, Metazoa, Arthropoda, Insecta, Hymenoptera, Apidae. Gene Ontology annotation, biological process: actin filament organization.
AAGAGGGACCAGCCCUCGGACUAAGCACGUCAGUUCUCUUCAGCAAACACUGCAAGGUACAAGGAUGGCACUCGAACGUCAAGUGCGCGCCAAGAUCGCUGCAAAGCGUAACCCAGAACAGGAAAAGGAAGCCCAAGAAUGGAUAGAGUCUAUUUUGGGUAAGAAGUUCCCACCUGGUGAGACCUUUGAAGAUGUCCUCAAGGAUGGACAAGUGCUGUGCGCGCUGAUGAACAAGAUCUCCCCUGGAUCCGUUCCCAAGAUCAACUCCAGUGGUGGUCAGUUCAAGAUGAUGGAGAACAUCAACAUGUUCCAGAAGGCUUUGAAGGAUUACGGUGUAGAUGACGUUGAUGUGUUCCAAACAGUCGAUUUGUGGGAGAAGAAAGACAUUGCACAGGUGGUGGUGACUCUCUUUGCUCUUGGUCGUACGACGUACAAGCACCCAGAGUGGAAGGGACCCUACCUAGGACCCAAGCCGGCUGAAGAAUGCAAACGUGAGUUCACUGAAGAACAAUUGCGUGCUGGAGAGUCUGUGAUCGGUCUCCAGGCUGGAUCCAACAAGGGUGCCACCCAAUCAGGCCAGAGCAUUGGUGCUACUCGCAAGAUUCUUCUAGGAAAGUGAACCCGCCCAAUCAACUCUUUUAGACCCGAGAAAAUUUGUAUUUUGUAUG